GUGGUCGCAAAUUUCAAUAAGCUUAAAAGUCAUCGGGGUUAACCAGCAGUACAGCACACAAGAUUUACUAGAAAUUGGUAAAAAAUACGUUGAAACCUUGGCAAGGGACAAUGUAACAGUAACAUUAUUUCCGUCCUGCGGUCGUUUUCCUGAUGUACACCAGGAUUUGAAUGUUAGUGACGUCUUUUGGCAAGUGACGAACACAACAAACGGAACGUUUUAUCUCUUCAACGCUUACCUCGAUGAUCGUGCCGCAGUGAAUGGAUCCGUGGUACGCAUACUCGGUCUGAUAAAUAAGAUACGUCCGACUGUGAAAACCUAUUGCCAAAUGUGGUUCGUUGGAAUAAUACAACCCAUUCCGGUUGAAGUGCAUGAAUAUCGCGUUUUGUGGCCGGAGUUUUGGGGUGACAACACAGAUGGUGCGUCGCCUUAUCUAAUUACUUGCAAAAAUCCAUUGGCGAGUCAGGGUCUGGUGCCAGCAUAUGUCUCACUGGUGGAAGACAAGUGUAGUUAUGCAAAUAAUAUGUUUCCAGUAAGCAAUAAAAGACCGAGUGGACGUAGAAAAUCAUUUUUAGUUUGCUGGGGUGGAGCAAAUUUUGAUGAUGAUAUUUCAAUGCAAGUAGUGGAGUGGGCAGAAAUUUUAAAAAUUUUUGAAGUUGACACAGUUAUUGUGCAUGUGGAAAAUCUGCACGAAAAUGUGAUGAAAGUUCUACAUCAUUAUCGUAGACAAGGCUUCUUCAUUAUCAAAUUCAUCAAAUAUCCACACGAAGUUCCCAACCGAAGGGAACAGAAUAUUCUCCAGUGGCUUCAAAGUGACUUGAUUUCGUAUCACGACGCAUUCUAUGAGUACCUUUACCAAUACGAAUUUAUGAUUCCUAUGGACGUUGAUGAAUUCGUAAUGCCGCUUCUCGAUGAGGACCAAUCAUGGCAUGAUUUAAUUAGACGCACAAAUCUACGUUCAACGAACAAUAAACAGAUAACCGACUCGUAUCCCGUGAUGAAUAGAUACUUUCUUUUAAAAAGUGUACAUGAACCCGUUGAGGACGUUCCCAAGAAGUUUAGAUUCCUUUCAAACAUUUACCGUGCAGAAAAUUUUACGGCUUUUAGUGGUGGCGCAAAAACAUUUAUGAGAAUGGAACGAGUCCUGGUCCUUCACAAUCAUUUUCCUGUGACCUGCAUUGAUCCUGAAUAUUGUCAUGAAAUUAAAGUGGAAACCAAUGUUGGACAGGUAUCGCAUUAUCGUACUGAUUGUAAUUGUGAAGAAUGUCUGGCAUCAAUGCAGAAUCCGGUGAAAGAUACUAGGCUGUGGAAGUAUAAAGAGAAGAUCUUGGAAAACGUCUAUGCAACGCUGUGUGCAAUUGGAAUGGAAAUGGACUGACUUCAUUAUAGAACGUAAAACUGUUCUCUCCGCAACCGCCAAGGACUCUUCUCAACUGCAAUCAACAGGCGAAUGCAAACAAAUGCAUAACCUUUCUAAAGAUUAGUUUUUAUUUAAAUACUUGUGAAUAUUAUUCAUGGUAAUCUGAAAGUCUCUAGUAGUCUCUAAAGACUUUUUUGGCUAAAAAAAACAGUAAAAAAGAAGCACAAUUUUAAUUCUUUGAAAU
Molecule: messenger RNA, 1604 nt
Organism: Bradysia coprophila
Lineage: Eukaryota; Metazoa; Arthropoda; Insecta; Diptera; Sciaridae
Cellular component (GO): cytoplasm
Molecular function (GO): glycosyltransferase activity
Source: RefSeq, a predicted model, not a curated record